GCGGCGGCGGCGGUGGAGGAGUCCCCCCCCCCACUCCCUCCUCCCUCCCUCCUCCAUCCUUCGUGGAAACACCUCGGGCUCCCUCUCCGCGCACAUUUAUGCCUGAGCGGAGCCGCCGGUCGUGCCGCCGUGUGCCGGGAGAAUGCGUCCGGGAGCGCGCCCUCCGCCGCUGGAUGCGGUGCGCGCCUCUCUGUGCCUGGUAGUCCUCCUGCUCCGCGGCGUGGAGCCCGCUGCCGCUGCCGCUGGUUCUGCAUCCGAAACCCAUGUUCACAGUGGGGAGAACAGGCAAGGUCCAGGCAGGAGCAUCCUUGACAGCAUCCAGAGUUAUGAGAUUACUUCUCCUGUAUGGCUGCAUCCUGUCAGACACAAGAGGUCUGCCAUCAAAGAGCAUCCAGCAGAGGCACAAGUCCUGAUAUCAGCUGAGAGCCAGGAGCUCAGACUCCACUUAGAGAGGAACGAACAGCUGUUGGCCCCCGGCUAUCAAGAAAUAUGGUACACGGCUGACGGAGCUCGCAAGUCCUCCUCUCCCACCGACUCCGGACACUGUUUCUACCACGGCACAGUUGAAGGCUUUGAAGAGUCGAGUGUUGCUCUCAGCACCUGCUCAGGACUCAGGGGACUGAUUUCCCUGAACGCAAGUGUCAGCUACCUGAUCGAGCCUCUCCCUGCCCCGGCGGAGCCUCAGCAGCACGCCGUGUUCAGAGCCGAGAGUCUCCAUCUCCCCGGAGGUCGCUGCCUCCAUCACCAUGGCAACGAGGAGGAGGAGGAGGGCGUGCUGGGUGACUUCAUCCGUGGGAUGGCGUCGCCGCGGAGCGUCAGGAAUAAGAGGGAACUGAGCCAAAAUAUGAUGUACGUGGAGCUUCUGUUGGUGGCCGACAAAGCGGAGUAUGAGAAGCACGACAGUAAUCUCGAGAAGACCAAACUGAAAUUACUUGAAGCUGCCAACUUGGUUGACAAGUACUACAAGGCCCUGAAGAUCCGCGUGGCGCUGAUCGGCCUGGAGGUGUGGACCGGCCAGGACCUGAUCGGCGUGUCCGAUAACCCUCACAGCACCCUGGCAGCUUUCCUGACAUGGAGACGCAAGCAGCUGCGCGCCUUGCCCAACGACAACGCCCAGCUCAUCACGGGGAGGCCAUUCCAGGGGACCACCAUCGGGCUGGCUCCUCUCAAAGCCAUGUGCUCCGACUACCAGUCUGGUGGAGUGAACACGGACCACUCAGAGUCAGCAGUCGGUGUUGCAGCCACCAUGGCUCACGAGAUGGGCCACAACUUCGGCAUGAGCCACGACAUCGCAGGCUGCUGCCAGGCCAAGGCGGAGGACGGGGGCUGCAUCAUGGCUGCUGCUACAGGGCAUCCGUUUCCACGCGUGUUUAACGGUUGCAACCAGAGGGAGCUGAAGAGCUACCUGAGCUCCGGAGGAGGGAAGUGUCUCUUCAACAUGCCGAACACCAGAGCCAUGUACGGAGGGCAGCGCUGCGGCAACGGCUACCUGGAGGAAGGAGAGGAGUGUGACUGUGGAGAGGAGGAGGAAUGCACCAGUCCCUGCUGCAACGCCAACAACUGCACCCUGAGAGCCGGAGCUGAGUGUGCACAUGGAGUCUGCUGCCAGAACUGCAAGCUGAAGAGCCCGGGUGUGCUGUGCCGUGCGCCCUCGGGGUCGUGCGACCUGCCGGAGUACUGCGAUGGAAAGGCAGAGUCUUGUCCCGCUAACUUCUAUCUGGUGGAUGGGACUUCCUGUGCAGGCGGACAGGCCUACUGCUACACCGGCAUGUGUCUGACCCUCGAGCAGCAGUGCCGCUCGCUCUGGGGACGAGAUGGUCGCUCAGCCCCUGACCUGUGUUUCAAGAAGGUCAACGAAGCAGGGGACAUGUACGGGAACUGUGGCAAAGAUCUCCUCGGGAAAUACAGGAGCUGUAAAGAAAGGGACGCCGUAUGCGGCAAAAUCCAGUGUUUGACGUCGGCUUCCAAGCCCAUUGAGAACAACGCGGUGCGCAUUGAGACCACGGUCACGGUGGGCAACAGGAAAGUCAUGUGCAUGGGAACGCACGUGUACAAGCUGGGCCAGGGCGACGAGGAGCCGCAGGGCGACACGCUGGACCCGGGUCUGGUCAUGACGGGCACCAAGUGUGGGGAGGACUCGAUUUGCUUCAACGGAGAGUGCCGCAAUGCAUCUUUUCUCAGGGCGGAUGAGUGCAACGCCAAGUGCCACGGACAUGGGCUGUGCAACAACAACCAUAACUGCCACUGUGACCCCGGCUGGGCUCCUCCUCUGUGUGACCAGCGGGGGUCAGGAGGGAGCGUGGACAGUGGACCUGUCAUCAGCCACAGUCGCCUUCUUCGAGUGCUGCUUGCUCUCCCCUUGACCCUUUUCGCGGUCUUGGCUGCCAUUGGACUUUGGUGUCGCUACAAACAUAAGCUCCGCCCACUGAAAGCCCCUGUUCCCUUACCAGUGCCAAAUUGUUCGAUCCCGGUUGAGAGCAAGCCUCAGCAGGCUGACGGCGAUGUGGCGGGUCACGCCAACCCCAUAUUCCGACUGAAGAAACAAGACUCAGACCAUCUGGGGUCGUCCUCUCCUCACCCGAGCCCGUCUUGCCCGGCUCGACCCAGACCCGCCAUUGUGCGUCCUGCAGUGAAGCCCCCUCCCGUUCCAGCCUACACUUCAGGGCGCAGGGAGCAGACCCCGCCGGCCCCGGUCCCGCCCGGGACUUCCUGCCAGAAGCAGUACCCUCCUCAGGCUUACACCCCGCCACCUUUAAAGUCCGCUCAGCUUCACGGGCAAAAACCACACCAGAGUUCAGGAACUCCACUUCUGCCUUCUCUGAAUCACGAAAACCGCUCAGAGCCUUCAGCGAUGUCUAAACCUCGACCGGAACCCCCAAACAGACCUCCACCGCCGUGUCCCGUCAACCCAGCACUGGAGCAACAUGGAGGGAGAGGCCUGCAGGUGACCACUAAUGCCCUGCAGAGAGGAAAGGCUGCUUUGGUGCCAUCUGCUGGACAGAAGAAGCCAAACAGAUCCUAAACUACCAUCUCAGGGAGGCAUUGGGGAUCACCACGUACACCCAAUAACAGACUGCCUCAAACUGUACUUCUAGCAGGUAGCUACAAAAUGUGACACUGUAGGACAAGAUGAAUACUUGACACUGUAUUUAUAUUCAUGUGCACUGAACUGGAGUUUAAAUAGCUGCAUUACGGUAGA
This is a messenger RNA of Salarias fasciatus (jewelled blenny), 3199 nucleotides long. RefSeq names its product ADAM metallopeptidase domain 19b (gene adam19b). Lineage: Eukaryota; Metazoa; Chordata; Actinopteri; Blenniiformes; Blenniidae. The transcript is spliced from 23 exons. The record is from RefSeq and is a predicted model, not a curated record. Gene Ontology annotation, molecular function: metalloendopeptidase activity. Gene Ontology annotation, biological process: membrane protein ectodomain proteolysis. Bases 143 to 3022 code for a protein of 959 amino acids.